Molecule: messenger RNA, 1879 nt
Organism: Phaedon cochleariae (mustard beetle)
Lineage: Eukaryota; Metazoa; Arthropoda; Insecta; Coleoptera; Chrysomelidae
Source: the annotation of a GenBank genome assembly
UGCUGAGCAUGCGCGCUUCAAUUGAAAUUGAAAAAGUGACAAGAGUGUGGAAAUUGGAUUUUCCUAGGUUUUCCUAGUCCUGGUUUCCUUUCGGUUUUACGAAAAAAUAUUAUUGGCGAUAAGUGGUGAACGAGUUGCACUAGUUCUAAUGUUAUAGGGUGAAAUUAAAAUGAGGAGCAGUAGUUCGGAACUGCUCCUCGAUCAACAAGAAGAGCUCAGAAAAAGAAAAAUCAAGGAAAUAGCAGCAGCUAAAAAGGCAAAGGUACUACCUGGGCGAACAUGCCGAGAACAAGCAUUAUUUUAUGCCACAAGUCUACUAGCAGUAAUGGCCAUGUCCGCUGGAUCUUCCCUCUUAUUUUUAGUGCCCCUGUAUGUAGAUCCAGCUAUAUCAACUCUAGCUUCAAACUUUGUCACAGAGCCUGUCACUUGUAUAACAACCAGAAUAGAAGAAUUAAUGGGGCUUGCAAAUUGUUCUUGGAGUUCCUGUCGUGAAGGAUGUACCAGUGAUGCAUAUCACUGCACCCAUAUAUAUGUUAGUUAUAAUGACAGUAAGGAAGAUGCAUAUAAUCAAACAGAUGAUGCGGUGCUCUUAGUGAAUAUAAAAGGAUGUGGAUAUCCGCCGAAUGUUUUAUGUUUGAAUUUCACGGAGACAUAUGGAGUAGAAGGAACGGAGUUCCCAUGUUAUCAUUCUCGUGAAAACCGCACGGUUGUUUUAACGCACUACAAGAGGGACGAACAGAUAGCUAUAAUCAUACACUACUUUGCUGUGCCAUUUGUUAUCACUUUGGCAACAUCGGUGGCACUAUGUGUGAUGCAUUGUGAUUGCCGCUGUCAUCCUACUACUCAUCAUCAUAAGCGUUCUAGGAGACCUCGUAUUCAGGAUUUAAGUGACGGUUCUAUAAGCAUUGGGGUUGAUCUCAGACAUAAUACUAGUUACCAUUCAGAUCUAGUGGCGAUAAGGCCCAUGUAAAAUGGAACUUGAAUGGAAGUGAAGUUUUCGUGUGACCAUUUCCAGAACGAGAUUAUUCUGGCUCCAAACAUUUACCUACUAUUAUUGGAAUAUAUUAUCCUUUCAAUCAACAUAAUGAAGUUCGUGCACUUAUUUAUCAUAAUAUGGAAUUAUAAGUGCAUUUUUGACAUGGAAAGUAACAUAUUGCUUUAUUUAAUCAAUACAUUGUGAGCAUGACCCAACAUUUUCCAGAUUAGCGGUUUUGAAAAUAGAUUCAUAUCUACAGUACUGUUUGAAUGUAAUUCUUAUUAUUAUGUGUUUAGCGGGAGUAAUAUAAGCAUGACGUUCUUGUUGAAGAAAAAAACACUCCCAAGUUAUAUGGGAACCCAUUCUGGUUUUAAAAGAUCAUGAGUCCCAAGGUUUGCUUGGUUUUAUCUGAGAGUGAUAUUUCAGCUAUGAAUCAAACACUUAUCUAUAUACAAUUUUAUAUUUUCCACAAAAAUUAUUGAUAGAAACAAGUCAAUAAAAAUACUUAUAUACUAUUUAUAGUAUUGUAUAAUUCCAGUAAUACUUUUGUUACAGACUUCAACAAUAUAUGAUUCAAAAUAGAGGCAUAUAAUGUGGAUAUUUUAAGUAAAAUUGUAUUUUCGUAAGGGAUUCGUUUUUGUUAAAAUUCAAUGUUUGAGGAGAGCUUGAUUGAUGAAACCACUUGAGAAUCUUGAGAUAAUAUAUAAUUUUAUUAGUAGUUGGUACCUAUUCACCCAUUGACAACUGUUUACAAUCAUGCAACAUUGCCCAUAGACUGAUGUGUCCCAGCUGAAAUGCCCCCUGUAGAUAAUUAUUAUUAAACACUCCAUCACAUGGUUUGAACUGUGGUUUUCCGGUACUUUCGGCAAUGUUUUGAGAUAUGAUAUGAACGAUGCAUUAUAC